Helicoverpa armigera (cotton bollworm) is the source of this 1549-nucleotide messenger RNA. RefSeq names its product iduronate 2-sulfatase (gene Ids). Gene Ontology annotation, cellular component: cytoplasm. The coding region runs from base 26 to 1549 and encodes 507 amino acids. The transcript has 4 exons. The record is from RefSeq and is a predicted model, not a curated record. NCBI's taxonomy places the organism in Eukaryota, Metazoa, Arthropoda, Insecta, Lepidoptera, Noctuidae. Gene Ontology annotation, molecular function: iduronate-2-sulfatase activity.
AUAUUUGUUUGUUCAGGCCUUAAUCAUGUCGCUUUCACAGUUUCUUUUGAUUCAUUUAUUAAUUUUAUUAGUGUGUUCUGCGACGGCUACUAAGAAAAAUGUUUUACUUAUUUUGGUUGAUGACUUACGCCAUCUCUCGGACGAAAUGGUCAAUCUGCCUAAUGUAAAGAAACUUGCAAACGAGGGUGCUAAUUUCAAAAAUGCAUAUGCACAGCAAGCCCUCUGUGCACCCAGCAGAAACUCAAUGCUGACAGGCCGACGACCAGACUCCCUUCACCUAUACGACUUCUACAGCUACUGGCGGCACAUAGUGGGCAAUUUCGCCACCCUCCCACAAUUCUUCAAAGAUAACGGUUACGAAACUUAUUCUAUAGGAAAGGUGUUCCAUCCAGGAAUAAGUUCUAACUUUACAGAUGAUUAUCCUUAUAGCUGGUCGCAGCAACCUUACCAUCCUCCGACAGAGAAAUAUAAGGAUGCUGCUGUCUGCAAAGAUGAAGAAACAAAAAAGCUUCAAUCCAACCUCCUUUGUCCAGUAAAUGUUAGACAUCAGCCAGGUGGAACGUUGCCAGAUUUGCAGUCUUUGGGACAUGCUGUAGACUUUGUUUCAAAUAGGAAUAGCAGUCGGCCAUUUUUUUUGGCGGUUGGGUUUUAUAAACCCCACAUACCGAUUAAGUAUCCUGAAGAGUAUCUGGCAAAGAUACCAAUAGACAAAGUGCGACCCCCAAAACACCCAUUCAAGUCUCCUGACAUACCCUUGGUCUCCUACCAUCCCUGGACGGACGUACGGCGUAGAGACGACAUCGCAAGAUUGAACAUAUCAUUUCCAUUCGGCACCAUGCCUUAUGAAUGGUCUCUCAAGAUACGACAGAGUUACUACGCAGCUGCAACUUAUGUAGAUGAUCUGAUUGGUGAAUUAUUGAGUUAUGUUGAUAGAAGGAAUACUAUUGUCGUUUUGACGAGCGAUCAUGGAUGGUCACUGGGCGAAAAUGGCCUCUGGGCAAAAUACAGCAACUUCGACGUGGCUUUAAAAGUUCCUUUGAUAUUCUCAGCGCCAGGAAUACCUUCAAAGAACAUACAUACGCCUGUCGAGUUGGUAGAUAUAUUUCCUACUUUAGUAGAUCUUAGUGGCUUGUCCCAUAAUAUACCAAAGUGUAACAAGUUUGAUAAAUCUCUUCUAUGUUUUGAGGGUAAAAGUUUAAAACCGCUUAUGAUGGAUAGCUUUAAUACAUUUGGAAGCCAUUUUGCAAUAAGUCAGUAUCCGAGACCAAGUGUGUACCCUAAAAAGAAUUCUGAUAAACCACGCCUAAAAAACAUUAAAAUAAUGGGUUACAGUAUAAAAACAAAAAGAUUUCGGUACACAGAAUGGGUUUCCUUUAAUAACACAUUAUUUACAGUUGAUUGGAACAAAUUAUUUGGCUUAGAACUAUACGAUCAUUUGACAGAUCCUGAUGAAUCCAAUAAUCUAUAUUUGGUACAUAAAUAUAAAAAUAUUAAACAAUAUCUCUCUAGAUUGUUAAGAUCACAUGUUAACAGAUAUAAUACGAACUAA